Cygnus atratus (black swan) is the source of this 928-nucleotide messenger RNA. Its product is annotated as vacuolar protein sorting-associated protein 29-like. Gene Ontology annotation, cellular component: endosome; retromer complex. The transcript is spliced from 4 exons. Gene Ontology annotation, biological process: retrograde transport, endosome to Golgi; intracellular protein transport. NCBI's taxonomy places the organism in Eukaryota, Metazoa, Chordata, Aves, Anseriformes, Anatidae. The coding region runs from base 59 to 604 and encodes 181 amino acids. The record is from RefSeq and is a predicted model, not a curated record.
UGGUUACCGCAGUCCGCGUCGGGGUAACGGGGCGGGCGGAGCUCUGUGGCGCAGCACGAUGCUGGUGUUAGUACUCGGGGACCUUCACAUCCCGCACCGAUGCAGCGGUCUGCCCGUGAAGUUCAAGAACCUGCUGGUUCCAGGAAAAAUCCAGCACAUCUUGUGCACGGGAAACCUCUGCACCAAGGAGAGCUAUGACUACCUCAGAACUUUGGCUGGGGACAUUCAUGUUGUUAGGGGGGACUCUGAGAGUCUGAAUUAUCCUGAACAGAAGGUUGUAACUGUUGGGCAGUUCAGAAUUGGGUUGAUUCACGGCCAUCAGGUUAUUCCCUGGGGUGAUGUGGCCAGCCUGGCACUGCUACAGAGGCAGCUGGAUGUGGACAUUCUCAUCUCAGGACACACACACAAAUUUGAAGCAUUUGAACACGAAAAUAAGUUCUACAUCAACCCAGGGUCAGCUACAGGAGCCUACAGUGCUUUAGAAACGAACAUUAUCCCUUCAUUUGUACUGAUGGAUAUCCAGGCUUCCACGGUUGUGACCUAUGUAUACCAACUAAUUGAGGAUGAUGUGAAAGUGGAAAGGAUUGAGUUCAAGAAAUACUGAUGCAUCUUUAAACCUGCUUGCUAACUUCAUGCUGCCUCUGUCCUUCUCUUUCCAGUUUAAAUGGGGACAGGCCACGGGGGGGUGCUGUUGCAGCAGCAUGUUUGGUUGUAAAUGGACUGCAACAUUAAUGAUGGUGAGCUCGCAAAGCGUAGUCUUGGUUCGUGAUCGAGGUUUGAAGCAGAAGAAACUUGAUUAGCUCGUCAAAAACAUGCUGUGUCCAAGAAGCAGGUGCUGUGCUCCUGGCCUGGAGAGGUAGAAAGGGUGGUGGUAGCUGGGACAGAACAUAUGUAAAAUAAGCAUAAAUAAACCUAUAUUUUCAUGUGA